AUGUUGCGCCCUUUGCAGGAGGUCCAUGUCAUGGGCAGGCGACGAAGCUUCGGAAACGAGGCAGAGCCACAAGAGUUUCACCUGGAGGACCCGAAGGAGCCAAACGACCCAGAAUUGAGUCGUGGGCCUACCUUGGUUAGCCACAUUAGUGAUGAAAGCUCAGUGAUGCCCUUGCCGAGUCACUUGGAGGAAGAAGAAGCAGAAGCUGAUGAGAUGUGGGAUAUGGACUGGACGGCUGUUGCAGGGGCGUCCCGAGGUCCGGUGCCGCCUUUUCAUCCUCCUCAUAGAACUGAGCAGAACACUGCUCAGACACGUAUGAUGGACGAGGAUCAAGGCGCCCAGAUCUCCAAUGGAGGUCGCUGA
This is a messenger RNA of Durusdinium trenchii, 363 nucleotides long. The record is from the annotation of a GenBank genome assembly. Lineage: Eukaryota; Dinophyceae; Suessiales; Symbiodiniaceae.